CUCCUAGCAAGUAUGUUGCGUGCUGUUAUCAUCCUGCCGGCACUGGUUGCAACAACUGCUGCACAACUGAACAUCCCAGCCUUACUCUCGAGUCUUGGGCCUGCACCAGCCGAUGAUCCUCGCUUCACGAACUGGGUGGCUCCUGGGCCCAACGACGUGCGCUCGCCAUGUCCGGGACUCAACGCCUUAGCAAAUCAUGGCUUCAUCCAUCACGACGGACGUAACAUGUCGCUCCCUCAUCUCCUCAAGGGUCUUGCAGCUGGCUUGAACAUGGGUGCAGACUUCACCGUCCUGAUUGGAGGUCUCGGUCUCCUCUCAUCCAAGGACAUCGCCACUGGAGCCUUUGACCUCAACGACCUCGACCAACACAAUUUUCCCAUCGAACACGACGCCAGUCUCAGCCGCAAAGAUGCGUACUUUGGGGAUGACCACACCUUCUACGACCCCAUCUGGCAACAAACCUUGUCCUUCUACAACGGAGAUGACCAAACGUCGUUGCUACCAGCAUCCAAGGCGAUUGCCAACCGCACACGAGACUCCAUGAACAUCAACCCCACUUUUACCUACGGUUUCCGCGAGUUCAUUCAGAGAUAUGGCGAAGUUUCAAUCUACCUCCAAACGAUGGGCGCAGACGAUGCGACGGGUGUGACGCGUGUCGAUUGGGUUCGGGAACUGUUCGAGCAAGAGAGGUUGCCAUAUGACUUGGGUUGGAGACCUCGUGCGCAACCUAUCACCGUCGCCAGUUUAGGCCAGAUGGUUUUUGAACUGUACACUAUCAGUCCCUCGGCGGUGCCAGAAGGCAAGAAGGUUGCAGCGGAUUCCUACAAGAACGUUUUUGAAGUCUUGAUCGGAGGAUCAAACGUGCUGAACAGCUUGACCAACGGAUUGUCAAAGGCUGUUGGCUUGUAGAAAAAUUUUCAUUCCCUUUUGGCGCUCAGGGCAAGAUUCAACACGCUUCCGUGUUCCGUGUUCAUUUAUUGCCCUACAUUUAUGUACAUAAGGCAGGUAUCUAGACAAGAGAAUUAUUGACUCAACC
Molecule: messenger RNA, 1036 nt
Organism: Sphaerulina musiva SO2202
Lineage: Eukaryota; Fungi; Ascomycota; Dothideomycetes; Mycosphaerellales; Mycosphaerellaceae
Product: Cloroperoxidase
Exons: 4
Coding region: 13-909 (298 amino acids)
Molecular function (GO): peroxidase activity
Source: RefSeq, a predicted model, not a curated record